Messenger RNA from Equus quagga, 3374 nucleotides. It is a transcript of the gene PTK6, whose product is annotated as protein tyrosine kinase 6. Gene Ontology annotation, biological process: innate immune response; protein phosphorylation; cell surface receptor protein tyrosine kinase signaling pathway. Gene Ontology annotation, cellular component: extrinsic component of cytoplasmic side of plasma membrane. Bases 52 to 1404 code for a protein of 450 amino acids. The record is from RefSeq and is a predicted model, not a curated record. The transcript has 8 exons. Gene Ontology annotation, molecular function: ATP binding; signaling receptor binding; non-membrane spanning protein tyrosine kinase activity. Lineage: Eukaryota; Metazoa; Chordata; Mammalia; Perissodactyla; Equidae.
ACAGUGACAGGUGGUGAGGCCAGGUGACCAGGUCCUGCCACUGCACCCACCAUGGCGUCCUGGGGCCAGGCACACCUGGGACCCAAGUACGUGGGCCUCUGGGACUUCGAGGCCCGGACAGAGGAGGAGCUGAGCUUCCGGGCAGGGGACCUCUUCCACGUGGCCAGGAAGGAGGAGGAGUGGUGGUGGGCCACACUGCUGGACGAGGCGGGCAUGGCCCUGGCCGAGGGCUACGUGCCCCACAACUACCUGGCCGAGAAGGAGACCGUGGAAUCUGAGCCGUGGUUCUUCGGCCGCAUCUCCCGCUCAGAAGCCUUACACCGACUGCAGGCCGAGGGCAACAAGCCGGGUGCCUUCCUGAUCAGGGUCAGCGAGAAGCCGGGUGUGGACUACGUCCUCUCAGUGCGGGACACGCAGGCUGUGCGGCACUACAAGAUCUGGCGGCGGGCCGGCCGGCUGCACCUCAACCAGGCCGUGUCCUUCCCCAGCCUGCCUGACCUCGUGGACCACCACAAGGCCCAGAGCCUGUCCCACGGCCUGCGGCUGACCGUGCCCUGCUGGAAGCACGAGCCGGAGCCCCUGCCGCAGUGUGACGACUGGGAGCGGCCGCGGGAGGAAUUCACGCUCUGCAGGAGGCUGGGCUCUGGCUACUUCGGGGAGGUCUUCGAAGGGCUCUGGAAGGACCAGGUCCGAGUGGCCAUUAAGGUGAUCGCCCGAGAUGACCUCCUGCACCAGCACACAUUCCAGGCGGAGAUCCAGGCCAUGAAGCAGCUUCGGCACAAGCACAUCCUGGCGCUGUACGCCGUGGCUUCCGUGGGAGAUCCCGUGUACAUCGUCACGGAGCUCAUGCCCAAGGGGAGCCUGCUGGCGCUGCUGCGGGACUCUGACGAGACAGCCCUGCCCGUCUCAGAGCUGGUGGACAUCACAUGGCAGGUGGCCGAGGGAAUGUGCUACCUGGAAUCACAGAAUUACAUCCACCGGGACCUGGCUGCCAGGAACAUCCUCGUGGGGGAAAACCACAUCUGCAAAGUCGGGGACUUCGGGCUGGCCAGGCUCGUCAAGGAGGACAUCUACCUUUCCUAUGACCACAACAUCCCCUACAAGUGGACCGCGCCCGAGGCACUCUCCCGAGGGCAUUACUCCAUCAAAUCUGAUGUGUGGUCCUUCGGGAUUCUCCUCCAUGAGAUCUUCAGCAGGGGUCAGAUGCCCUAUCCAGGCAUGUCCAACCACGAGGCCUUCCUGAGGGUGGAGGCAGGCUACCGCAUGCCCUGCCCCCCCCAGUGCCCUCCCACUGCACACAGGCUGAUGCUCUCCUGCUGGCACAAGGACCCAGAGCAGAGGCCCUCCUUCAAAACCCUGCGGGAGAAGCUCUCCAGCUUCACCAGAUACGAGAAUCCGCUCUGAGUGGCCCUCCCUGCCACUGCCUCCUGGUGAGCAGGGGCCUGGGGCAACAACAUGGACCUCGGAUCAAGGGCCUGGCCUGACCCUCUGAUUCAUGGAUUUGCCUAAAGUGCCAACAGCUCCCAGAGCCAGGCUGUGCAUUCCUUAGGAGAAGAUUCCUUAGUAGGAGUUCCUCGGGCUGUGGGCCUGCCCAGUCCUGGGGUGGGGAAGCACACUCUGUAGUCUGGACUGCAGGGGAAGUCUGCCCCCUCCUCCCACUGGCCCCAAGACACCAGCUCCUGGAAAGCACCUGCCCACCCGGGCCAACUCCAAAUCUGGAGCCCUCCAGGAGCUGGGCUGCCCCUCUCGCAAAGGGAGCGGACCCAUCCCUGGUCCUGACCCGAAGCCCACUAGCUCAGUCAGGACCAGGGCUGAGCCUCCCUGGACCACACAUGGGCGCCACCUGGACUUCGGCUGCACUGGCCCUUUGUUCCCUGGACCCCGCCUGCCCCGUGAUUUCAGGGAGCACAGACUCCCCAACACUCCAUGGAGACGGGUCAUUUGGUGGUGGGGCACCACCACCUGCCACCUGGGUCCAGGCAGCUGUCCCUGGCCUUCUGCCACACCAAGCAGCCGCUGCUGCCAGGGGCUCUGGGGCCUGCUCUAGACCCUGGCCAGAAAGACCGGGUGGGCCUGACUACACUUCGGGGCACCACUCCCCCAGGCCCAUCCAAGGGGAUGGGAAUGAGGGUCUCCCCUACCCGGCCUCAGCACUGACCACUGGCCUCAGGGAGCCUGGGAGAGGCUGUCCACCACCCUGCAGCCUGCUUGGACAUGCUGAAGGCAGUAACGGACAGAGGCUGAAGCCUUUUGGGGUCACAAACUCUGCAGACACCUGGAAUGGAUUCGCUGCUAUUUAUAGCACAGAGCAGGGCCAACUGGCAGGAAGAGGACGGCCCCCUCAGGAUACCUGAGCUCUGCCCACCAACCAGUGGAGGCCACUCCCCUCACUGAACCCCAGACCUCACUCCAAGUCUGUCCCGUCCCCCAAGCUGCCCUCUUCUGGGGCCCUCGCUGACCAACAGACCUGGGUCAAUCUCUGCUGGCCACUGGAGGCAUGUGGCACGGGCAGUCCUCCACCAACACCUGCCGCUGAAGGAGUCCAGCAGAGAAUACACAACCACGCCCGCAGCUCCCUGAGCUGGACUGUGCCCAAAGGCGGGGACUGCCUGUGGCGGGGAGGGCCCUCUGGAGCGCCCCACACUCCUGCCCCUCAGCCCCAGGGUUGGGAGCCCUGACCAGUGAGCCUCACCGCAAGCUAGAGGAAGUGACACCCUUCAGGGAAGGCAGCUGGCAGGCAGUGUGGCCCAAUGCCUGCCCCCCUGAGCUGCCUCACCCAGCUGGGACACAUGGCAUCUGUCGUGUUCCCUCAUCUCCCUCCCUGGUAUCAACUGGGGCCUCAUCAAGGUCCCUCCAGCUGAGGGCUCCUGAAUCCUUACCCAGAGGCCCAGUCUCCAACGGUGGCCACAGGACGCAGGGAUGAAGCCACUUAAAAAACCGUGACCUCAGUGGCUGCCCUUGAGGUUCCCUGUCCAGUUCCUAAACUGCCUGCUCUCCCAUACUCCUCGAAAUAGCAAGGCACCCCAGCCCUUCUCAGGAGCAAGACCCUACACCUGUGAACCUGGGCCAGGCCUCAGACGUGGCCUCCAGCGAGGGGCCCCAGGAAGGCCCAGGAAGCAGAGCCCGCUCCCCACCCCCAGGAAGAAGUGAGAAGGUUGGGUGGGGUUCAGUGACUUCACCCACGGGCCUCGGGGCACACAGCUCACACACACCACCAGGGCUGCUGGCCACUUGGAGUUUAUUUUGCACUUGGGGCAAGGCACACGGUCACUGGGUGUCAGGAAGGCUCUUGUGCGGCUGGGGUGGUAAAGAGCUGGGUUCUCUCAUCUUCCUUUUUGGUGUUUUGCUGUUUCAAUAUAAAGGAACCCAACUGC